Molecule: messenger RNA, 1696 nt
Organism: Scleropages formosus (Asian bonytongue)
Lineage: Eukaryota; Metazoa; Chordata; Actinopteri; Osteoglossiformes; Osteoglossidae
Gene: zmynd10
Product: zinc finger, MYND-type containing 10
Exons: 12
Coding region: 51-1415 (454 amino acids)
Biological process (GO): motile cilium assembly; outer dynein arm assembly; inner dynein arm assembly
Cellular component (GO): cytoplasm; centriolar satellite
Source: RefSeq, a predicted model, not a curated record
GUCCGCAAUCGCUUCGAGCAGCUCCAGCGUGAGCGGUCUUCACCCCAGGGAUGGAGACUCCUGUGUCGGUGCUUUUUCCCGCCGAGGCCGAAGGUUACAUUCGAGAUUUGGAAAAGUUUCCCCUGAAGGAAGUCGGUUCUCCAAGGUGGUUCAGGCAGCAUGAGUCUGUGGUGAAGCUGAACAUGCAGGCCAUCCUGAACGCCACAGCCUUGCAGGAUGACUUUGUUCAGGAGUACCUUGUGUCCUUUGGGAAGAUUCCCACACUGAUCUGUGAAAUGAUUCUGGUAGAAAUCUGGAAGCUGAAGGUAUUUCCUAUCAUCUGUCAGCUUCAGGACUUCAACCCCAAGAGCAUGUUUCCUUUGUACAUGGUGAUUCAUCAUGAAGCUACUAUCAUUAAUCUACUGGAAACAAUAUUAUUUCACAGGGAGGCCUGCGAGGCUGCGGAGGAAUCGAUCCUGGAUCUGGUCGAUUAUUGCCACCGUAAGCUGGUUGUGCUGGCUGGGCGGACCACCAGCGCAGAAGAGACCGCUCCAGAUAGGCUCAUUGACCCACUGAACAAGGAUGUCGCCACUCUGCAGGAUCUGCAGAAGCAGAGUGUCGCAACCGACUUCGAGAUUUCCCUAAAAGCAUUGUCCGUUGUCCGCUACAUUACUGAUCGCACAGACAGCUUGAGUCUGAGCGCACUCAACAGGCUGCUGUGCACCCACAACAUGCCUUGCGUCCUGGUACAGCUCAUCGAGCACUGUCCCUGGAGCCGCAUCAGCAACGGCCAGCAAGAGAAGUACAUUGAUGGGAGGUGGCACCAGAUUCCCAAAGAGGACCAGCUGAAGAUGACCAAGCUGGACGGCCAGGUGUGGAUCGCUCUGCACAACCUACUGCUGAGGCCAGAAUGCCAGAUGAAGUAUGACUUUAACAACUUCAACAAGAGCCAACUUCUAAAGCUAAGAGGAUUCCUGACCGAGGUCUUGAUUGACCAGCUUCCCAACCUGGGUGAACUCCAGCGAUUUCUCAGUCACCUUGCCAUGAUGGACCCUCCACCUCCUAAGAAGGGCCUUAUUCUCGAACAAAUUCCCGAGAUUUGGAGCAACAUCAUGAAUGAAAAUUCAGGCAAAUGGAAGGCAAUUGCCAAGCAUCAGGUGAAACAAAUAUUCAACCCCUCAGAGAAUGACCUGAGGCUGCAGGCACACAGGCUUGCCCAGAUUUACAACCUUGACGUGAUGGAGAGCCUCAUCCCAGAAAAGCCCAAAUGCGGAUCCUGUGGCUCAGAAGCCGCCAAGCGAUGCUCACGAUGCCGGAGCGAGUGGUAUUGCCGCAGGGAAUGCCAGGUUAAACACUGGCCAAAGCAUAAGAACGUCUGCCAGAUGAUGAUGGAGGCUGCAGAUAAGCUUCAGAAGGAGCUUAAUGAGAAAAUCUGAAUGCACAUCGUAGACUACAUGGGUCUUAAUAAAUUUAUACACCCAAGAAUAUUUGACGUCUGGCCUACUUGAAGACCAGGAGGUGGCAUAGUGGUCAAGGAUAUGGGUUUGCCGUCUGAAGUUUGUCAGGAAAGGCUAUGAGCAAGGAGUUUAAAAAAAAAUGAUACAGUACAUCUCUCUGGGAAUCUUAAUUUAAAAAGCUAAUUUAACUGUCUUCUGAAGCACUCCCAUCAUAUAUUAGGAGAAUGAUAAAGUCAGCUGUGUGUGCAGGCAAAGACCUG